AUGUCAGAGAAACCGGUCGCAUCUACUGCAGAGAAUGCGGGCAGUAGCAUUGCUGGCAGUGCGCCCCAAAAGGCUGCACCAGCACAAAAUCCGGCUUUCAAGAUGAUGGGUCUACCCCGUCUGCGCAUGCGUCUUCCAUCCCGCAACUGGACCAUAUUUUGGACCCUCACAAGCUCGUUCGCGGGCGCCGUCACCUACGACAAAUGGCAGACGAAGCGUAUGCGCGAAAAAUGGUGCCAGCUGGUUGCGCCCAUCGCCGAGCAACCUCUCGACGCACAUACUGCUCCACGCCGAGUAACAAUUUAUCUCGCAGCACCUCCUGGAGACGGCCUGCGUUGCGCACGCGAGCACUUCCACACAUAUGUAAAGCCCAUACUUGUGGCCGCGGCCAUGGAUUGGGACGUGGUCGAGGGUCGCAAAGAGGGCGAUGUCAGACACAAGACCGCCGAGAGGAUACGGAAGCAACGACAGCGGAACGGUGAGGGCUCAACGGUCGAGGAGGAAGACGCACUCACCAUCGAGGCGAUUCGCGUGAAGAAUGGCAGCCAAACGUAUCCUGGCGUAGGUGGGGAUAUUGUGAUUGGACGACACACGUGGAAGGAGUACAUACGCGGCCUUCAUGAGGGAUAUCUUGGACCUGCAGACUCGCCAAAGGAACCAGAGUCUGACACACCCGGUGAACCUCUUCCCUCGUCCCAGGCCUCAGCGCUACCAUCCACCAAUGAUGCAGCCGCAACAACGGCGUCGGAGCUCGUUGCAGAUUCACAGCCGUCUGCAAACGAUCAAAACCCCGCGCAGUCAGUCGAUCAUUCCARAUYUGAAGCCGCAAGUAUGAGCGAGACCAAGGAAGGCGGAAGCGAAGAGCAGAAACAAGAGGAGGCAGAUAAGCCCAAGUCCAAGCGCCGCUUCCCUCAGUCGCCCAUUCUUCCAGAAAGUUAUGCGACAGCCACCCUCUCAGCAUCGACCCCUGAGAUCAUCGGCCCUAGCAUGCCAGUGCGCAUGCCCCACCUUCUAGGCAUCAGGAAUACACCUAUCCGAAUCUAUCGAUUUUUGACACGACGCAGACUAGCAGACGACAUCGGACGUCAGGUCGCUACUGCUGUUUUGGCAUCACAUCGAGCGUACGGGACAGUAUCGACCACGAACGAGGAUAGCGCCGCAGGAGGGUCAGUGGAGGUUCCUGAACAGCAAGAAGUCCUUCGAUUUGAGGAGAGAGAUUGKUGGAAGACUGUCAGGCAGCCACGCCAGGAGCACGAGGAAAGCGUCUUCAUCGAGCCCAUGGCUUUCGAUGAGCGCAUCUUGGGUCGUAUGCGUGCCUUUCAAUUGACAUCGGAGGAUGAAGAGCAAGCCAAGUCGAUUGUUCUGGGCCAGCGCAGAGCAUCGAAGGAUGAUGAGAACUGA
Ramularia collo-cygni is the source of this 1401-nucleotide messenger RNA. Its product is annotated as related to TIM54 (component of the mitochondrial TIM22 translocase). Bases 1 to 1401 code for a protein of 466 amino acids. The transcript is spliced from 2 exons. Gene Ontology annotation, biological process: sphingosine biosynthetic process. NCBI's taxonomy places the organism in Eukaryota, Fungi, Ascomycota, Dothideomycetes, Mycosphaerellales, Mycosphaerellaceae. Gene Ontology annotation, cellular component: intracellular membrane-bounded organelle; membrane; cytoplasm. The record is from RefSeq and is a predicted model, not a curated record.